Mustela lutreola (European mink) is the source of this 1818-nucleotide messenger RNA. It is a transcript of the gene MYOD1, whose product is annotated as myogenic differentiation 1. Gene Ontology annotation, molecular function: DNA-binding transcription factor activity, RNA polymerase II-specific; RNA polymerase II cis-regulatory region sequence-specific DNA binding; protein dimerization activity. The record is from RefSeq and is a predicted model, not a curated record. Bases 174 to 1133 code for a protein of 319 amino acids. The transcript is spliced from 3 exons. NCBI's taxonomy places the organism in Eukaryota, Metazoa, Chordata, Mammalia, Carnivora, Mustelidae. Gene Ontology annotation, biological process: muscle organ development; regulation of transcription by RNA polymerase II; positive regulation of myoblast differentiation.
GCUGCCGCCGCUUUCGCAACAGACCCAACAGGACCCGGCAGGGGGCGGGGGAGAUAGUGGGGUGUACAUUCAGAACCCCGGUACUUUACUAUCGCAGGGCCAGGACUGAAGAUAGGCAGAAAGUUUCGGGUAACCCCUACCGAAGCAGGGACUGCGCCACCCUCUGCCGGGAUAUGGAGCUGCUGUCGCCGCCGCUUCGAGACGUAGACUUGACUGGCCCCGACGGCGCCCUCUGCAACUUUGCCUCCGCGGAUGACUUCUAUGAUGACCCUUGUUUCGACUCCUCCGACCUGCGAUUCUUCGAGGACCUGGACCCGCGCCUCGUGCACGUGGGAGCACUCCUGAAGCCAGAGGAACACUCGCACUUCCCGGCGGCGGUGCACCCGGCGCCCGGCACGCGCGAGGACGAGCAUGUGCGCGCUCCCAGCGGGCACCACCAGGCUGGCCGCUGUCUGCUGUGGGCCUGCAAAGCGUGCAAGCGCAAGACCACUAACGCCGACCGCCGCAAGGCCGCCACCAUGCGCGAGCGGCGCCGCCUGAGCAAAGUCAACGAGGCUUUCGAGACGCUCAAGCGCUGCACGUCCAGCAACCCGAACCAGCGGCUGCCCAAGGUGGAGAUCCUGCGCAAUGCGAUUCGCUACAUCGAAGGCCUGCAGGCGCUGCUGCGCGACCAGGACUCCGCGCCCCCUGGUGCCGCCGCUGCCUUCUACGCCCCUGGCCCGCUGCCCCCAGGCCGUGUGGGCGAACACUACAGCGGCGACUCAGACGCGUCCAGCCCGCGGUCCAACUGCUCCGACGGCAUGAUGGACUACAGCGGCCCCCCGAACGGUGCCCGGCGGCGGAACUGCUACGAUGGCACCUACUACAGCGAGACGCCCGGCGAACCCAGGCCCGGGAAGAGUGCCGCGGUGUCGAGCCUCGACUGCCUGUCCAGCAUCGUGGAGCGCAUCUCCACCGACAGCCCUACCGCACCCGCGCUUCUGCUGGCGGAUGCGCCGCGGGAGUCUUCUCCCGGCCCACAGGAGGAAGCCGCCCAGAGCGAGGUCGAGCGCGGCGCCCCCACCCCUUCCCCGGACGCUGCCCCACAGUGCCCCGCGGGCGCAAACCCCAACCCCAUCUACCAGGUGCUCUGAGGGGGUGGGCGGCCGCAUGGGAGGGCUCCGCUGCCCGCGCGCCCGAGGGACGGUGCCCCUAGAGUCCCUCGCGCCCGAAAGAUUGAGCUUAAAUGCCAACCCCCACUCCCAACCGCGCUUUAAAAGCGACCCCUCCCGAGUUGGGAGAGGCGGGAGAACUGAUGUGUUUCCACUCCCGCACUCCACAGCAAGGACACAGUCCUUCUUUCCCACGCAACACCCUUCCCUGAGACUCGCUGCGAUGGCCUUUAGGUGUUCCUCCUUGGGCCAGAGCUGAUCCUCGAGGGGCCAGACCCUUCCUCUGCCUUUCCCCACGUCCCUAGGAGGGAUGGGACUAGCGCAGAUCUAAACCCCGCCUCCGGACGCCGGUGCUGCUGAGUGGGGCGUGGCCUCCCUCCCGGAGCCCCGGCGACUUUGCCGUUUGCCAGCGCCCGCGGGGCGCCCUCGCGUUCCGCGUGUCACAAGUGUUAACAGUAACCACUCCACCCUCUCUCCCCCAGUUCAGGACCACUUUUUGUAAUACUUUUGUAAUCUAUUCCUGUAAAUAAGAGUUGCUUUGCCAGAGCAGGAGCCCCUAGGGCUGUAUUUAUCUCUGAGGCAUGGUGUGCGGUGCGACAGGGACUUUGUACGUUUAUACGGCAGGUGGGCGAGCCGCAGGCGCUCUCUCAGGUGUUCGAAAUAAAGA